This is a messenger RNA of Fusarium keratoplasticum, 2895 nucleotides long. RefSeq lists its product as uncharacterized. The transcript has a single exon. NCBI's taxonomy places the organism in Eukaryota, Fungi, Ascomycota, Sordariomycetes, Hypocreales, Nectriaceae. The coding region runs from base 1 to 2895 and encodes 964 amino acids. The record is from RefSeq and is a predicted model, not a curated record.
AUGAGCCUUGAACGGCAGAAAGACCUUUACGACCGAAUCAUCAUUCCAGCAGCCUGCGAAACAAUUCCGGGUCCGGCCUUGCAGGAGAUGCCUCAAAGAUAUGAAAUCGCAUAUGCCAAAUCUCGUUCAUUCCAGGAGAAACCAGGCAAUAAGCGAUGGAGAGCAGAGGAUGAGAGUCGAUCUUUACACCUCCAAUAUGCGAUUCCAACCCAAUAUCUGAUGCCUUUCUGGCGGUCCAUUCUCAAGCACGCCGACUCGUUCCAAAUCUUGAAUCGAUCAGGGGAACCAGUUCCAUACUUCAAAAACCCCCGACUGCUUUUUCAGUCCCAUGAUCUCAAAAACACCUUCGGUCGUGAAACUCUCCAAGAAACGCUGAGCCUUUUCCAAGAGACUGUACUUCAAGCUUUAGACCCUGUGCAUCUGGACAUCCGCUCGUGCUGGUUGGAUAUUGGUUUCAGGGACCAUGCCGCCUGUCCUGGUCCUCAAGCUUCCUCGGGAUCAGAGCCCUUCACUCUCCUGUGGAAGAGCCGAUGCCACCACCACCUUCACGAGAAGCUUUCUCAAGUCAAUCAUAGCACUUUGUUUGAGGCUGACUACUUUCAAGGGUUUCUUCUUCGAGAUAUUGCUGACUAUCAGUCCAAGGCGACGUCUAGUGGAGCCUCAAACCCGGGUCGGCGUGAGCAAGGAGACCCCGGCAUCAUCCGCUUUAAGGCAUACAACUGCAUCAAAGAGCAAGUGUCCGUCAUGUUCAACAGCUACAACAUCUUUGGAUCGGGAUUUCUUCCACUCCUCGCUCUCAACGAAGACAUGAUGAAGAGUCUUUCGUCCACGAGCGAAGGCGGUCAGGGUGCCCCUGUAACCCAGACGAGUCGCAGCUCCUUGCUGAAAGCCUGGAGAGCCAAUAAGCGUCACGUUAGAGCCAUAUCGGAUACGAAAAGUCGAGCAAGUUAUGGUAUCAGAAAAGAGAUGACUUUUCGUCUCGACACAAUUCUUACCAUGUGGGAUCGUGGCUAUUUUGAUCCAGGCCUAAAUCCUCACGUCGGUCGACUUUCGUGGAACGUGUCACUUACGUCCAGUACCACUGAGCAUUACCUAUUCUGGAUAGUCACAACCAGGGAUAUCAACUGCCUUGUAUUCGCUCAGGCGGCACGGUACAUUGUGCCCCUUGAUCAUUUAUUCCUGCAAGCUUCGCGAAGGCCCGUUCAGUCCUCACCUCAAUUCAUUCUUGCUUUAUACACCGCCCAGCUCUUUUGUCGACUUCUAAUGCAUUGUCUUAAUGCUGAACGACGUUUCCUAUACGACAACUGGAUUUGGCAGUCGCGAUGGACGGUAAAAAAUGGGCAAAAAAGGAGGUCACUACUAGAGCGACGCGGACUUGGACUCGACGAUUCAGUGACUGCUUCGGGGAUGCCGUGGAUUCCCCAACACUGUAUGGACUGGAGUGGUGGACACAUCGCCCUAGAGACCCUUGUUCAGAUUUACCUACCCCGGAAUCCUGUUCAUGCCUGUUUCAUCCACCAGCCAAAUGUCCAGCUCUUUACCGCAAACGAGGUCUCUGUUGAGCACUGUCUGCAGCAGUGGGUUCAAGAGGCUCGACUCAAAUUCGACCGCGGGCACAGGCAAACGGCCGAAGAACUAGUCGACAGUAUCACGCAUCUAGCUGUCGAAGAAGUCGCUCGAGCGUAUCAUCUACAUAUGCUCUCCAAGAUGCAACAGUACUGGAGUCGGGUUUUACCCCAGAAAAACCUCGAUGCACUCCCUCACGUUCGUCGUUUGCGGCAGAGCCAAGAGCAGUCAGUCGCCCAAGUUGGCCGUAUCGUGACUGCUCAGACUAUAUGGGAAAUCAACGACGAAGCCUGGGGUAUUUAUAACGGUGUUCACCUAGGUUCAGCAUCCGAACAGACGCCGGAAGAAAUACCUUGUUGGAAGGCAGCACGUAAGCUUCUGCCGCCCGAGGACGGUUGGUCCGAGUUCGUAUUUCGGCGCCUUUUUAGCCGCCCAGAUCGACCAACUUGGAAUGGCCUCGCCUUUCUAAAGCUAUAUCGAAGAUUCAUGGAGAUUUGGGAAGUGAUUCAGGAGUAUGCGGGACCUUUCGAUGCCCGAUUCCGUCGCCUGAUUGGGCACUUCAUUCUGGUUACCUUCAACAGUGAUCGAACUAAGGAGAUCGGCACCAAUUGCAGUUCAGGAACCUGGUACGAGGAUCAGCCAUCAUUCUUCCGGAUACAGUUCUGGGCUCCGUACUUCUCGCCACCAAAGAGUAAUAUGGGAUGUUCCUGGGCCUCGAUAGAUGACUAUCAAUGCCGCAAUCCUCUCGUAUCGCCAGGUACCCUCUCCUUGACCUUGAACGAUGAGGAGUUUCAGUGCCGAGCCGAUCAUCUUCGGCAGUUAUGGUCACAAUUCGUCCUUCAAAAAGACUCUCUACAGCAGAUGAAACCCAUGACAAGAAGCCGCAGAUGCGGAGACGCGUUGCAAUGCCUUAUGGACCUCACAGGCCCCCGGUGGCCCCAAAGUGGCGAUGAUAUGGCGUAUGCCUUACCCUGGAAAUUCUAUCCUUCGAAAACGGGACUUGAGUUCGAAGACCCAUUUCGCGUCCCUAUCUCAUCAACUUCUGUCCGUUUUGCGUCUAGACCGUGCAGACCUAUGAUCGUACUGCCAUCCCGCCAAAACGUCAUUGUGCUCACGGACGCGAUCCAAUCUCUUCUGCAACUGAGCCGGAGAACGAUCCAGCGAAUUCAGCGCGUUCAAGCGCUUCUGGUCACUAGCAUUGAGCAAUAUGAUAUCCGAAGUCAUUUAGAAGCCAAAAGAAGAGCGAUCGAGGCGGUCACAAGGCUCAACCCAUUGCUGAAACAGUUUCUCACACAGACCGAGCCUCCUCAAAGGGAAAUUAGAAACUAG